GGCAGUGGUGGUGGUGAUGAUGAGGAUGAUGAUGAUGCAUGCUGUGUGCAACGAUAUAAAACCAAUGGUCAGUGGGCAGUUGGAGCAUACGAUCAUCAGAACGUCUACGACAACGUCUGCUCUUGAUUCUUUUCACAGCAUCACUUCAGUGUAACUUAUUCCAGAUGGAGACCUUGUCACUGUGGAUAUAUGGGCUUCUGCUCAUCAGCCUCACCAGAGCACAGCAACUCAACCACUUUCCUGAAGUUGUGGGGGCAAAAUGGAAGGACUCAAAUCCAGUCACACUGACCUGCCGUACAAAGACCGACGGAGAUGUCACAUGGAAGUUUGAAGGUGAUGAGAUGGGGGAUGACGAUUACGAUGAAAAAAUCCAGCGGAAUGGUCGAGAUCUGUCCGUGUCUAUGGUAGAAAAUCCCAUGUUGGGAGAAUACAGCUGCUGGAGAGGAUCAGAAAUGUUGUCAUCAACCUAUCUCCUGCUGAAGAAAGAUGAGUCAAAUGAUUUUCCUAUCAAGUGUCGGGCAAAGUCGUAUGACUGUAACUUCAGCUGUGAUUGGACCCACAGUACACAAAGAGCAGUGCACCUUGGACUGGGCCAUGACUGCCGAGAAGGUAGGGAGUCGUGCCAUUGGGUCAGCAGUGUUCGGCCUGUAAAUGGGGAAUUCCACUUUAACUUGUCCCACUCCCUCUCACCCUACGCUGAGGAAAGCACCAUGCUCGAACUCACUGCCGAGGCCAUCACCACGGACUCAAUCCUCAGGGGGACCAAAAGUUUUUAUCUCAGAGACAUCAUUCAACCCGAUAGUCCCCAGAUUGUCAAGUGUCAGGAGGAGGAGGAGAACGUGAACGUGACCAUUGACGCACCACAGAGCUGGUCAACUCCUCAAAGCUUCUUCACUCUGGAGCAUCAAAUCGAAUACGUCCUAAGAGACGAUGGAACGUCUGGAUUUUCUUCAACUGCUCUGAUACCGAAGGGGGUCAGCAAGCUGAGGGCUCGCUCCAGAGACUCGCUGGUGCCCUCGAACUGGAGCCAGUGGACUCCCUGGAAAAAUGUGAUAACAGGAAAAAAGAACCUAUGCAAAUGCAAAAACACUGAAAAAUCUUGCUGCCCAGAGUUGCCAUCUGGGUACUUGGACAACUGCAAGACGAGAAAGGAGAAAAAAAAGAACAAAGACGCUAAGCGGAGCCAGACUUCUUAAAAAGAAGAUGCUUAAUAAUAACAUGUUUUACAACUGGGAUUGUGCUGGUGUACAAACACCUUUUAUUUAGGAAUUGUGAAAAAAUAUGUGGAUGUAUUUAUAUGAAGCAAUUAAAUUGAAUCUGUCAAGUGUUUGAACAAAAAUUCAAUACUGGGGAUGGUUAAGAAUUUAAAUUUCUAAAAGCUCUGAAUUUAAGAAAGCAUAACUUGUGCUGUGUGAAUACUUAGUUACCAGUUUAUUGAGUACAC
Molecule: messenger RNA, 1444 nt
Organism: Epinephelus moara (kelp grouper)
Lineage: Eukaryota; Metazoa; Chordata; Actinopteri; Perciformes; Serranidae
Gene: il12b2
Product: interleukin-12 subunit beta
Exons: 8
Coding region: 165-1196 (343 amino acids)
Molecular function (GO): protein binding
Source: RefSeq, a predicted model, not a curated record